Molecule: messenger RNA, 2511 nt
Organism: Nicotiana tabacum (common tobacco)
Lineage: Eukaryota; Viridiplantae; Streptophyta; Magnoliopsida; Solanales; Solanaceae
Product: acyl-coenzyme A oxidase 2, peroxisomal
Biological process (GO): fatty acid beta-oxidation using acyl-CoA oxidase; lipid homeostasis
Cellular component (GO): peroxisome
Molecular function (GO): acyl-CoA oxidase activity; FAD binding; fatty acid binding
Source: RefSeq, a predicted model, not a curated record
UUUCCAACUUCCAUAACCAUAACACCUCCUUUCUCUCUCUCUACCUAUACAUACAACAAUUCUGUAUCUAUAGUUCUAUACAUUCAUUCGAUUCGCUGUAUUUUUUAAAGAUUCAAUGGAGCUUCAAAAGAUCAGCUCAAAGGGUGUCCAGAACACUGAAGAAAAUCAAGAAACCGUAAACCGGCGAAUCCAACGGUUGACUUUACAUCUGAACCCGGUUCAGGACAUCACCCCGGUCCACUUAGAGCUGCUAACGUGCGCGUCGGGGAAGGCGAAGACGAUUAACGUGAGCACUGUAACACUGUCGGAAUACAUGAGAGGGAAGCAUAGGGAUAUACAAGAACAAGUUUAUGCUUACUUCAAUUCAAGACCUGAACUUCAGACGCCAAUUGAGAUAUCAAAAGAUGAACACAGAGAAUUGUGCAUGAAACAACUUGUGGGGUUGGUAAGAGAAGGUGGGAUAAGGCCGUUUAGGUAUGUGGCUGAAGAUCCGGCUAAGUAUUUUGCUAUUGCUGAAGCUGUUGGAAGUGUUGACAUGUCACUUGGCAUCAAAAUGGGUGUUCAGUACAGUCUUUGGGGAGGUUCUGUUAUCAACUUGGGAACUAAAAAGCACAGAGACAAAUAUUUUAAUGGUAUAGACAAUGUGGACUACCCUGGCUGCUUUGCAAUGACAGAACUUCAUCAUGGUUCAAAUGUUCAAGGUCUUCAGACAAUUGCCACCUUUGAUCCUCUCACAGAUGAAUUCAUAAUUGACACGCCAAAUGAUGGGGCCUUAAAGUGGUGGAUUGGUAAUGCUGCUGUUCAUGGAAAAUUUGCAACAGUUUUUGCAAAACUGAUGUUACCAACUCAUGAUACAAAAGGUGUUACCGACAUGGGCGUUCAUGCAUUUAUUGUUCCGAUAAGGGAUAUGAAGAUCCACAAGACAUUACCAGGGGUUGAAAUACAUGAUUGUGGCCAUAAAGUUGGCUUGAAUGGAGUAGAUAAUGGUGCAUUGAGAUUUCGCUCAGUAAGAAUUCCACGAGAUAACCUUCUUAAUCGAUUUGGAGACGUCUCACGGGAUGGGAAAUACACUAGCAGCCUGCCUUCAAUCAGCAAAAGAUUUGCUGCCACACUUGGAGAACUUGUUGGUGGUAGAGUUGGCCUUGCAUAUUCUUCUGUGGGUGUCCUCAAGAUUGCUGUUGUUAUUGCAACAAGAUAUUCUCUGCUACGCCAGCAAUUUGGUCCUCCCAAACAACCUGAAGUUAGUAUACUUGACUACCAAUCUCAGCAGCACAAGCUUAUGCCAAUGUUGGCUUCAACUUACGCAUUCCAUUUUGCCACACUGCAUCUGGUGGAGAAAUAUUCUGAAAUGAAGAAGUCUCGUGAUGAAGAACUGAUAGGGGAUGUACAUGCACUUUCGGCAGGGCUUAAGGCCUAUAUCACUUCUUACACAGCAAAGUCAUUGAGCACAUGUAGAGAAGCUUGUGGCGGCCAUGGUUAUGCUGCUGUCAAUAGGUUUGGAAGUUUGAGGAAUGAUCAUGACAUAUUUCAGACAUUUGAGGGUGACAACACUGUUCUUCUGCAGCAGGUAGCCGGUCUUCUAUUGAAACAGUAUGGGGAGAAAUUCCGAGGUGGGCAGCUCACUGUUACAUGGAACUACCUAAGACAAUCCAUGAAUUCUUACCUCGCUCAGCCUAACCCAGUAACUGCUAGAUGGGAAGGUGAAGCUCACCUACGAGAUCCUAACUUCCAAUUGGAUGCUUUUAGGUAUCGUACGUCAAGAUUGCUUCAAAGUGUAGCUAUCCGGCUUCAGAAGCACUCCAAGACUCUUGGAGGAUUUGGUGCUUGGAAUAGAUGCUUAAAUCACCUCUUGACGCUUGCAGAGUCUCAUAUUGAAUCCUUCAUCCUUGAAAAAUUCAUUGAAGCUGUCAAGAAUUGCCUUGAUGAAAGCUCUCGUGCUGCCCUAAAACUCGUGUGUGAUCUUUAUGCCUUGGAUAGAAUCUGGAAUGACAUAGGAACUUACCGCAAUGUGGACUACGUGGCUCCCAACAAAGCUAAGGCAAUUCACAAGUUAACAGAAUAUCUAUGCUUCCAAGUUAAGAAUGUCGCAAGGGAACUUGUUGACGCCUUUGAUCUUCCAGAUUAUGUUACUCGUGCUCCAAUCGGUGUGCAGGCUGCAUCAGAAGCUUAUUCACAGUAUACUCAGAUUGUUGGUUUUUAGUUUUUAACAAAAAGCGGGCGGUUAUCUUUUCCUGUUUUUGUUCUUCAUCGUCGUUUUCACUGUUCAAAAGGUUCCCCCUUGUCGGUGAAUAGUGGGUAGGAGGGAAGAAGAAUACAGAAGGGUGGUUAAGAGGUUCCUUAUAGAUAUACUAAAAUAUGUAUCCCCAUUGGUGUCAAGCUUCCUGUAUCACUUUUAUCUUGGUAAGAAAGCUUGAUGAACACUUGUUGCAUGAACUAUUGUCAACAAGUUGUUAAAAGGCAAAAUUGAUGGACUUGUCUUACAUUAAAUAAACAUGGAAUAAGUGAUCUGAA